GCCUCCCUUUGGCGGCUCGGCAGCAAACACGGUCGGUUUCGAAACCCGGCGGAGUGCGGGGUGGAUGAGAGCGCGCCAUGGACUUGGUGACCUUUGAGGAUGUGGCUCUGUACUUCACCCAGGAAGAGUGGGCAUUGCUGGAUACUUCCCAGAAGAUUCUCUACAGAGAUGUGAUGCUGGAGACUUGCAGGAACCUGACUUCUGUAGGCAUAAAACGGGAAUGUUGGGAUUUGGAAGCUUAUUACAGAAAUCUAGAGAGAAAUCUGAGACUUAAAGUUGUAAAGAUAAACUGUGAACCUACGGACAAUGGCCAAUGUAGAGAAGCUGUUAUCCGAAAUCAAGUUAGUGUCACAAACAAGAAAAUGCUUGAACCAAAGCUUCCUUCAUGUGACAUUAUCAGUCAGUCAUCCCUGAAGAGGCAUAAACACAAACCGUGCGACUAUCAGAAAUACGUAAAGAAAUACUAUGAAUGUGAAAAAUGUGGUAAGGCCUUUAUGUGCCCCAGCUCCCUUAAAAAACAUAAGAAAGUCCACACUGGAGAGAAGCCGUACAAAUGUGAGUAUUGUGAGAGAGCCUUCAGUUACCGCUACUGUGUUGAAAGGCAUAUGCUUACUCACAGUGCAGACAGGCAUAAAUGCAUGGUGUGUAAAAAAACAUUUCCUAAUUCUGUUGCCCUUAGGGAACAUAAAACAUUUCACUCUGGAGAGAUUCCUGAAUGUAAGGAAUGUGGGAGAAUGUUCUGGACUUCCAGUUCUCUCGAUAUGCAUAAAAGGCUUCAUACAGCAGAAAAACUCUAUGAAUGUAAAGACUGUGGGAAAGCCUUCAUGAGUUACUGUUCCUUUAAACUCCAUCAAAGGACUCACACUGGGGAGAAGCCUUAUGAGUGUAAGCAGUGUGGGAAAACCUUCAGACAUUCCAGCCAUGUGCAAGCACAUAAGAGAAUUCAUACUGGAGAGAAACCUUAUGAAUGUAUGCAGUGUGGAAAGACAUUCACUUCCGGCCACUGUGCAAGAAGACAUUUAGGGACACACAGUGGAGCCUGGCCUUACAAAUGUGAGGUGUGUGGGAAAGCUUUUCCCUAUGUCUAUUCCCUUCGAAACCACAAAAAAUGCCACGCCAAAGAAAAACUUUAUAAAUGUAAACAGUGUGGCAAAACCUUUAAAUAUGCUGCUUCCUUGCGAAACCAUGAGACCACUCACACGGGAGAGAAGCCCUAUGAGUGUAAGGAGUGUGGGAAAGCCUUCAGUUGUUCCAGUUACAUUCAGAAUCACAUGAGAACACACAAUGGACAGCCCUAUGUAUGCAAAGAAUGUGGUAAGAUGUUCUCAUAUUCCAAAAGUCUUCGAAGACACAUGAAUACCCACAAUUAAUGGGAGAUGGAUAGUGUAAGCCAUGUAGAUCUCCAUACAUUACAGCUCCUCAUUAAAAAAAAAAAAAAAAAUCACAGUGGAAAAUGAGCCUAGAAUGCGGUAUGUGUGCCAAAGUCUAAGUACGUGCCACAGUUUGAUGUGCCAAAGCCCUGCAGGCUGAAAGAUCAUUGGGAAGCACUUCAGCACUGAGGAUCUCCUGACGAUGAACACUCAGAACUUGAGAAAGCUUUUGACUGUCCUCGCUAGCACACACGGGAAGACACAGUGAAGAGAAAAUUGUUUUGCUGUUAGCAGUAUGGAGAAAAUUUUGCCUCUCCUACUUUACCUUGAACUUCAGUAGUAUGGGAAAGUCUUAAAUAACAUACAGCCUUAUGACAUUUACAAACCUCCAUAGAUCCAAUCUCUAAAUGGAAGAAAUACUUGGUCUCUUGCAAAGUUAGCAAAUAUUUUCAGAUCCCUGAAGUGAGUCCCCAAAUUUUGUAAACCUAAGAUGUACAAAACCUGUUGUUCUGGAGCCUGCCAGUAAAUUCGAACAGUACCUGAAUGGGGAGUGAGUAUUGAAAGAAAGAAAGCAAGACACAAGAUCAGCUUGAGAAGGACUGUCAGUGAAUACUGCAGCCCCGGGUUUACUUAGCAGCUCCUUUUUAUAGGCAAAGCAAAACAGGUCACAUCAACACAAGGAAGGGGUUCAUGGAGCAGUCAAACUUCUUAAACCCUAAUCCCUGUAGCAGAUAUGGUCCAAGGUCACAGAACAAGUUAAAGGAACUUGGCAAAACACCUUGCUUAUCUCUGUUCCAGGGUGAAAACAUGUUUUUCACUGAAAAUAGCAGCUUGCCAAACAAGCAGCUUACCACAGGCGCCCCCCCCCCCCUUUUAUUUUUAUUUUCUAGGAAAGACCAUAGCUUAAGAGCUAUGGAGCAGAAGAUUGUGCUUGCCACUCUUGAAAGAUACAUUCUUACUUGUACUGGUACAUAAAUUCUAUCAUUCAUACCCUCUCUUAGGUUGAAUAUUCCUCAGUGAGAUCUUACUCCGUGAGAUCUUUGUAUUUACCAGCCACUGCUAGGGUAGAUGCUGGAGUUUAAUCUUAUGCAGAUCAGCUUUAACAUUCCAGAAGGCCAAAUAAGAGUAACGAGCCAAGUCCUGUAACAGUUCAUAAAAGUGACAUUAAAAGAGGUCCUGAAUGGGUUUCCUUGCUGAGGGAUGAAGUUCUGUAGCACCCCAUGACAUUGUUGUGGUGCCUGGGGCUGGCCCCUCUUUCCAUUUCCCUUCAUUAAAGGGUCUCCUGCAGCAUCUUUUUAGACCUACAUUCAUUAGCUCAAUGCUUUCCUCUUACAUAUUGGGCAUAGACCAGGUUCCUUUUGAUUCCCUUCUUACUAGCAUUAGGACAAUUCUUUUUCUAUGGCAAAUUUCCCAUUUGUCAUAACCACUUCCUGGAGGUCCCAAUACUCUAUUCUUUGAGCCUUUCACUGAAAUAAUACCUCUUUAAUAGGCUUACCUCGUAGGGCAGCAGCCAUGGCCACUCCUUGAGUAUAAGAUGGCCCAAUGUCGGAACAUGACAUAAUACAGUCAGAAAUAUUUCCUUUCUUCCUAAAGAGUCUCAAAACUGCUUGGCAAGCACUGCUAGCAUUUUCAUAGGCCAAUUGUUUUAUUAAUAAUAAUCCAGAGUCUUCAUCACCUAUAAGUAUGCUUGCUGUUUGCAUGAAUCUACAAAGUCUUGAACUAAUUCAUCAGGUCCCUGACAGAUUUUAGACAAAUCCUCCACCUGUCUACCUGUUUGCGGAAGUUCAUUCCAGGCCCUUCUGGCAGCAGCAUUUACUUGAGCAUAAAUGCUCAAAAUGCUGAGCAUCAAAAUCCAGCUGCUCAGUUUCUCUGUAGAUAACUUCUCCAGCAAGCAUGUUCUACGUUUUAGGACCUCCUUUAGCUCAGUUGAUUUUACCUGUAGUUUGACACUGCUCAGCAAAUUCAAACUUCCAUAAUAUAUUAUCUCCUCCAGAUAAACAUGCUCUUGCCAAUUGCUUCCAGUUCCCUGGGCAGAGGGCCUCAGCAGAUAAGGACUUGAGUAAAGGGUGCUGUAGGACCAUUUUGGGCACAUGCAGUUUUUAAUUGUUUAAAAGGUAUAGGAGCAUUAACUCUCACCAUAUUACUCUGUCCAUCAGGUUGCUUUAGGACAGGAAAACGGUAAAACUCAGUUAUAUCCUCUCCUUUCUGCCUAGCUUGUAAGGAACUUGUAAAGAGGAUACAGUUGUUUGUGCAGUAGAUAAAAAGGCUCCCUUUUUUGAGCUGUAGCAACUGUAGCUGCCCCGGAAGGGGGGGGGUCUAAGCCUGCAAUCAAUGAGGGAGUUGGAGUGGGGCAUUGAGCCUCAUUUUCCCUAGUAGUUAAUUUUCCAAAUUUUCUGUUUAUUUCCUCCAAGCUCCCUUCCAACUUUAUUUCUUUUUGCCAAGGCUUAAGGUUUUUUACCACUCAUAGCCUGAAUUGGAGGAUAUUUCUCAGAAUGAUAUUUUGCUGCUUCUUCCUCCAACUCUGCAACCUCAUCAGGAUCUAAGUCAUCAUCAAAGUCUUUUCCUAAAUUGGAAUUAUUGUCAUCAGGAGAGCCAUGGAACUCUUCAGGAGGAGCCGAUGGUUUAGUCUCAUUUUUUCCCAAAGCCUUUUUCCUCUCUAACUCUUAAGUUUUGCUUUUUCUGUAACAUGUCGCGAAUUCAGACUGUCUCUAAUUAAAGUCCGUACAAAAAGUGUGCGGCUAUUGCCUUGUCCCAGGCUUACUCUCGAAUUCUACUCACUGAGCCUUUAGUUUCUGGUCCGAGCUCACCAACACCUUACUCUCGAAUUCUACUCACUGAGCCUUUAGUUUCUGGUCCGAGCUCACCAACACCUCAGUGUCCUUCACUGCCACCCCUGUAUUUCAGGUCCCUGUGGGGGCGCCUCCUGCCAGAGCCCGCCAGCAAAGCUGCACAGGAGUAGCUCCCACACUGAUUGCAGUGCUGCCUGGAAGCCACAGUGGCAAACAUCUGAUAGUGGUCUGUGGUCUCAGCAACUCACUGCCAGAUCUGUCAGUAAACUAUGAAUUUACAAAUCUUGGUCCUAAUUCCAUUAGUAUUUUUGGGUUUAGUUUUGUUUUUAGGUGUCUUGUUCUUUUAUAAUUUCAAAGAUAUGCCUACUAUCUUGAGUAUGUCUAUUCCAAGUCACCCCUGACAUUCUUCAACAUGCCCCUUUCCACCUUCAUGUUCGUUCCCCACCCCUUCUUUUAUAACCCAUUACCUGAUGCAGGUAACUGUAGCUUCAGUGAGCCGAUGAAUGCAGGGGGCACACUCUAUUCCCAGCCCACAGCUCUUAACAUCUUCCUAUCCCCUUUGCAGGUUUUAAGCAGUCAUCCCUGAGUGUUUUUAAUGCUUCUUGGGGGCAGGGUGAGUCAUGCUGUAACUCCCAAGUUGCAUCUAAACCUUCCUGUUUCCUUCUCCAGUGGGCCUUAGCCAUUUCCCAAGAUCCCUGGGCCAUGUGUGGGUAUAAUGGGAGUGGUUUUAUUUUUUCAUGUCAGCAAAAUUUUAUUUCAUCUUAACAAAGUUAAAUCCUACAAGUAAAUUGAGACAUAGUUCAAGGACUCUGGAUUAAGGUGCUUCCAACUCUGAUAGCUUAAAUUCAAGUCCUAGAAAAGGUGCAGAGGACCAUCUUCUCUACCAACUGCCUUCUGACCUCCACACAAGUCAUGGCGAAUGUGCACACGGUAAUGAGUGUAAAAAUAUAGUUCAGAAUACGUACAUUAAUCAGUAUAAUUUAAUUCUGUGGUUAGUGUAUCAAUAAAAGCUGACUUCGUAAA
Messenger RNA from Psammomys obesus (fat sand rat), 5182 nucleotides. RefSeq names its product zinc finger protein 564-like. Lineage: Eukaryota; Metazoa; Chordata; Mammalia; Rodentia; Muridae. Gene Ontology annotation, biological process: negative regulation of transcription by RNA polymerase II. The transcript has 4 exons. Gene Ontology annotation, molecular function: DNA-binding transcription repressor activity, RNA polymerase II-specific. The coding region runs from base 78 to 1370 and encodes 430 amino acids. The record is from RefSeq and is a predicted model, not a curated record.